Messenger RNA from Vespula vulgaris, 2743 nucleotides. It is a transcript of the gene Plod, whose product is annotated as procollagen-lysine,2-oxoglutarate 5-dioxygenase. Gene Ontology annotation, molecular function: procollagen-lysine 5-dioxygenase activity; iron ion binding; L-ascorbic acid binding. Lineage: Eukaryota; Metazoa; Arthropoda; Insecta; Hymenoptera; Vespidae. The transcript is spliced from 9 exons. Gene Ontology annotation, biological process: peptidyl-lysine hydroxylation. Gene Ontology annotation, cellular component: endoplasmic reticulum. Bases 294 to 2501 code for a protein of 735 amino acids. The record is from RefSeq and is a predicted model, not a curated record.
AACGUCCUCUUCACGGAUAGUAGUUUGCCUCCGAAAAGUGUGGGAGUAAGAGUAGUACAGAGAAACAGGGAGAGAGAAAGAGAGAGAGAGAGAGAAGGAACCCGGUCUUUCGGUCCUUCGAAGCAUUUAACGCGAUUCUCUCAGUCGAAGACAGCAAUCGAAAGUGUGAGCUCGAGUUGUGUAUCGUUGAUUUCGUUAUCGCGAUCUAAACGUCGCGUGACGAUUACCUAAAAGGGUCAAACAGGUAGAGUCGACGAUUUUCUUCGUGAUUACAUCGAUCUGCCAUUUCGAAAAUGCAGAUCAAAAGAAUCGGAUGGUGUUUGAUUUGGAGCAUUUUUUUAACCUACCACGUGGGCAGCGAGAACACGGACUCGUCGGAAUCAAAUGAUAUUCUACUUUUCACUGUUGCCUCAAAUGAGACUGAUGGUUUCAAGAGAUAUAUUCGAUCCACGGAGGUCUACGGAUUUCGUGACCGCGUACGGGUUCUUGGUUUAGGAAAGGAAUGGAGAGGGGGUAAUGUUAAAACCAGUCGAGGUGGUGGAUAUAAGAUAAAUCUCUUCAAAGAUGCAUUAAAGAAGUAUCAUGAUGAUAAGGAGAGAAUCGUCAUCUUUACGGACAGUUAUGACGUUAUAUUCCUAACUCCGCUUUCCGAAAUCAUCGAGAAAUUUAAAGAAACCGAAGCACGAAUACUCUUCUCAGCGGAAGGUUCCUGUUGGCCAGAUCGGAGUUUAGCUUCAAAAUAUCCACACGUAACAGGGGGAAAGCGUUAUUUAAACUCCGGUGGUUUUAUGGGCUACGCCUUCGACAUUUUUGCCAUUUUAAACACUGCUACGCUCGAAGACCAUGAAGACGAUCAACUGUUUUAUACGAACAUUUAUCUCGAUGAAGAAUUGAGAGAAAAGCACAAAAUUAAACUCGAUCAUAAGUCUGAAAUAUUCCAAAAUCUUUAUGGUGCAGUAGCCGACGUCGAAUUGAUAUUCAAGGGGCAAGAGGCUUAUCUUCAAAACACAGUGUACAAUACAAUACCUUUGAUAGUACAUGGUAAUGGUUACAGUAAGCUAGCUCUGAACUCUUUAGGAAAUUAUUUGGCACGUGCCUGGAGUCCUGAAGAAGGAUGUUUGAAUUGUUGGGACGAUGUGAUCGAAUUGGAUGUUAAAAAACCUGAUGCAUUUCCAAUUAUUUUGGUCGCAUUGUUCGUAGAUAUACCAGUACCAUUUUUAGAAGAAUUUUUAUUAUCCGUUUAUCGACAGACCUAUCCAAAAUCUAAAUUGCAUCUUUUCAUUCACAAUAAUGUUCCUUAUCACGAGCAGACAAUACAAGAAUUUAUCGAUACUAUUGGAGAAGAAUAUUUGAGCGUCAAACAAAUUUUUCCGAGCGAUGAUAUAGAUGAAGUCCAUGCGAGAAAUUUGGCAAUGGAUUACUGCUUAUUGAAAGACUGUACUGGAUACUUUUCGGUCGAUGCUAUUGCCCAUCUUGAUAAUGAACAUGCCUUGAAAUUAUUGGUCGAACAACAAAGAAAUAUCGUCGCUCCCUUGCUUGUUAGACCGUACAAAGCAUGGAGUAAUUUUUGGGGUGCUAUUACGGACGAUGGAUUCUAUGCUCGUAGCUUUGACUACAUGGAAAUUGUUAAAAAUGAACGUAGGGGUUUGUGGAAUGUACCAUUCAUUAGUAAUUGUUAUUUGAUCAAUGCCACACUCAUAAAGAACAAGGCAACACGUCCUUCCUAUUCGGUCGACGAUUUGGAUCCAGACAUGGCUUUUGCAUAUAUCAACAGAGAACGUUACAUUCACAUGUAUGUUAGUAACAGAUUAGAUUUUGGACAUUUGGUUGAUCCAGAUACCUACAAUAUCAAAUUAACGCAUCCAGAUUUCUAUCAAAUAUUAGAUAAUAAGUUCGAUUGGGAGAAAAGAUACAUACACGAAAAUUAUAGUCUGAAUUUUCAUCCGAAUCAUCAAUCCCAACAGCCGUGUCCAGAUGUUUAUUGGUUCCCUAUUGCUAAUAGACGAUUUACUAAAGAGCUGAUCAAUGUUGUAGAAACGUAUGGUCAUUGGUCCGACGGUACAAACCAUGAUCCAAGAUUAUCAGGUGGUUAUGAGAAUGUACCAACUCGCGAUAUACAUAUGAAUCAAAUUAACUUUGAACCACAAUGGUUGUACUUUUUAAAAGAGUAUGUUAGACCCUUACAGGAGUUAGUAUUCACGGGAUAUUAUCACGAUCCACCACGCGCCAUAAUGAAUUUCGUUGUUCGAUAUCGACCAGACGAACAACCAUCGUUAAGGCCGCAUCAUGAUAGUUCGACGUAUACAAUUAAUAUUGCUCUUAACGAAGUUGGAGUCGACUAUGAAGGCGGUGGAUGUAGAUUCAUCCGAUAUAACUGUUCGGUUACCGAUACGAAACCUGGAUGGAUGUUAAUGCAUCCUGGAAGACUGACACAUUAUCAUGAAGGAUUGAAAGUAACCAAGGGUACUCGUUAUAUAAUGAUUUCUUUUGUUGAUCCAUGACAAGUUUAAAAGAAGAAAACUAUAAGUUCCAUUUAGGUUUGUAUAAGUAUAUCAAUUAAAUGUGUUCUUUUAACGUUGAAUUGACGAUACAGUGAUACAAAAUCGUCCAUGUAUUAUUUUUAUAAUGUGUUGUACCAUAAUUGUAAAUGCACAUACUUCAUUCAUGACAAUGUUGACUGAAUGUUUAUACAGAUUAAUGCAAAUCGUAAAUGCAAUAUUGUAAUAUAUAAUGCUAAAUUGUU